Messenger RNA from Polistes canadensis, 407 nucleotides. RefSeq lists its product as uncharacterized. Lineage: Eukaryota; Metazoa; Arthropoda; Insecta; Hymenoptera; Vespidae. The annotation marks the transcript as partial. The record is from RefSeq and is a predicted model, not a curated record. The transcript is spliced from 2 exons.
CGUGAAACAUCAAUUCCUUUAACAGAUGGACGAGCUGACUCUCUCUCUGACAGGUGGUAAAAACGGUUACAAGGUUCAGUUGCGAGAACUUUAUGUAAGGGGAGCAAGUAACUAUACGGUCGAAGACAUUAAACUAGGCUCACCCUUCGAAGCUAUCAUUAGAAUGCCAGCCCUUGUACUCGACGCUCAAUAUUCCAGUUCUGGUGUAUUGAUCAUUCUACCAGCAAGUGGAAACGGUACUUUCUAUGCACGUUUCGAUGACGUUCGAGCCCUUGUUAAGGGUUCCGUAUCAACAACAACCCGUGACAAUAAAACUUACCUCCAUGUUGACAAAUUAGACGUUGAUUUAAGCGUAAAAAAUGUUAAUAUGAAAGUAAAAAAGAUUUUUACGAAUAGUAGAAUACUAA